CAAUUUUGCAAUAUAUGCUUUGAAACAGACAGUAUCCGCCUUCGGUUUUGUAUCACCGGAGGUCUCAGUGGCUGCGUGUGUGCUAGAUAUAUCUUAAAUAAAAGAUACUAAACAUGACUUCCCGCUUCCAAGUGGUCGAACAGGGGCCACCAAUCGAGGUUUUUCAGAAGAAUAAAUUGUUUAUUGAUGACUCGUUUCAAAACAAGGUGAACCUGACCAUAGGCGCGUACAGGGAUGAAAAUGGAAAACCAUGGGUACUCCCCGUUGUACGCAAGGUGGAAAAACAGAUGGCAGCUGAUGAGACCCUGUUGCAUGAAUACCUGCCUGUGCUUGGUUUGGACCAGUUCUCCAACGCCUCCGUGUCCAUGCUGCUGGGCGAAGACAACCCUGUGAUUGCAAGUGGACGCGCUUUCGGCGUGCAAGUGCUGUCGGGCACCGGCGGGCUGCGCGUGGGCGCUGAGUUCCUGCGCCGCCACCUCAACUACAACACCUUCUACUACUCGCAGCCCACUUGGGAGAACCACCACCUGGUGUUCGUGCGUUCCGGGUUCGAGAACCCUCGCACGUACCGGUACUGGAACGCGAAGACGCGCACCAUCGACUUCGACGGCAUGCUGGAGGACCUGCGCGCGGCGCCCGAGAACUCGGUGGUGCUGCUGCACGCCUGCGCGCACAACCCUACCGGCAUCGACCCCACGCACGACCAGUGGGAGAAGAUUGCCGACGUCUGCGAGGAGCGCAAGCUGUUCCCUUUCUUCGACAGCGCGUACCAGGGCUUCGCGUCGGGCGACCUGGACCGCGACGCGUGGGCCGUGCGCUACUUCGUGCAGCGCGGGUUCGAGCUCGUCUGCGCGCAGUCCUACGCCAAGAACUUCGGCCUCUACAACGAGCGCGUGGGCAACCUGGCGGUGGUGGUGGCGGACCCGGCGCUGGUGCCCGCCAUGAAGUCGCAGCUCACGUGGGUGGUGCGCGCCGGGUACUCCAACCCGCCCGCCCACGGCGCGCGCAUCGUCGCCACCGUGCUCAGCGACAAGCAGCUCUUCGAUCAAUGGAGGGAACACAUCAAGAUGAUGUCGUCGAGAGUUAUUCAGAUGAGAGAAGCCCUGCGAGCCGAGCUCAUCAAGCUGGGCACGCCGGGCACCUGGGACCACAUCGUGAAGCAGAUCGGGCUGUUCUCGUACACGGGGCUGACGCCGCGGCAGGUGCAGCACCUCAUCGAGCAGUACCACAUCUACCUGCUCAACUCGGGCCGCAUCAACAUCUGCGGCCUCAACCCCUGCAACGUGCGCUACGUGGCCGAGGCCAUCCACGACGCCGUGCUCAAGUUCCCCGGCGACGAGUAAAUAUACACCUGCUUGUUACCGGUGGUGGCGGGACAGGGGCGGGACGAACAAACUACACAACAAUGAUGAUGAUGAUGUACGAGACCGACGGGCCUUAGCACUUUACCUACAAACCAAUGCGUACAUUUUUAUGUCGUCAAUUUAAAACCAGCUGUUUACGCCGUUCUUAACCCAUUUCAUGUUCUGCUGUAAGGUUGACGAAAUAUAAAGGGAGCCGAUCUCUCGAACAAAUUGAACAAGAUCGGCUAUAUAUUUCGUCAACUUUAUCUAAGCAUACAGCAUACUUUAAUUAAACACCGUGGAGUCAUUGUCCGCCGUGUGUCGCAGGUGUAGGCAGCUGUUUACUACGCGGUCUCUCUACUCAAACUAUGCUAAACUUCAGCUCUUUCGAUUACAAAGAAAAACACUUCAUAAGGGCUCAUUUAGACGAAGCGAGAACUCGCAGGCGAGCAACAGUCCGCAAUGUAACUAAAAUCGCAUGCGAGUUCGCGCGCCGUCUAAAUCAGCUCUAAGUACCGACCUGUGAUUUAAAAUUAUGAAAAAAGGAGAGUGUUACUUGUAUAAACUGUAAAUUUCGUUGACAUGUUUACGGGACUCCUGUGUAGAGCCUAGAACCUCUAUAUGAAUUACUCAAUUGUGCAAUAUUUUACCCCUUUUAUUUGCCUAACAAUAAUAAACAGCGCAUAAUAUUAUAUUGAAACUGUAAAAAAAAACAAUAUAAUGAAAUUAAGUGGGCUGGAACCGAUGUUAAGUUUUACAAUAUACAUUCAGAAGUGUUGUCUAAGUCAAAACCAUAUAUACAUGGUAGACAGCAAAAGAAUUAAAGCGUUAUACAAUGAAAUUGUAAUUAUUUAUUGAUAUUUUUUGACGUGGCGAUAAGAGUUACAGGAUUAUUCAAGCAAUAUUAGCAUAAGUUUGUGAGGGGGCAGGUAGAGGAGCCUCACAGGGAUGAUGGGAAUGAAAAGGCAGGAUCCAGAGCGAUGAGGGGUAUUUAUUAUUUAAAUAAAAAGGCACCUGUAACAAUACAGGUUACGUGUUAACAGAUAGGUAUGUAUAAAAAUACUUUCGUAAUUCAGAAGGUUAGAAAUCAAAUAACUUACAAUAUGUGCCUUGGUGAUGAUGUAGAUAUAUAUCUGGAAGGUGUGCAGGGCCACAAAACGAGCACUAUACUGAACUGCACGCACUUAUGAAUUAUUACGUUUACUAAUAAAAAUCACACUUAAACGGUCGUGUUUAGAAACUUGGGAAGUACAGUCCGUUAGAUAAAAUGAUGUUUAUCGAUCAAAGUAUGUGAUCGAACUGAAAAUAAAAAUCAUUGAAUGGAAUUUGGAAUAGGAUUUGAAUUUCAAAAAGGAAUUUAGAAUUUGUAUGGUGCCAGAAAUAGUAUGAAGGUCGAUAGUGUAACGCUUCGUUACACGCACCGUUACAAAGUUGUUGUCAAAAAUGAACUAUCGUCUAGUUGACACUUCCAUGUUAAAAUACUUUUUUUUUUAAAUUGUAAUCGCAGGUGAUUGUAAGGAGCAGGCGAUUAUGUUAUGUUCCGUAGGCGUGAUCCGCCAUCAUCAGCUCAUUGCACGCAGUAGGUACAUUACAGUACCUAACACGCGAAUUCUGAUUAGAUUACGAUCGAACUCUAGUGGUUUGUAAUAGCAGCUAACGGCUACAUAGCUAACUAAGACAAACAAUACCGCAUUACUCAUUCAGCUUACCAGUAUUAAACGCUUUUAUUGUAGUUAUGUGCUAGCGAAGUACAUACCGACGUUCUCAGUGUUGCCAGUGAAACAAAGUAAAACGAACUAAACUGCACAUGUUUAAUUAAACACGAAGAGGAAUAUAUAAUUUGUAGUAAUACAUUAAGAGAUUAUUCGAGCACAUUACGUUUUGUUAUCUUCAGCUUAGCAAAAGGUAAUAUUUGGCCGUCAUGUUUCGUGCACUCAAUGUACGUUGUCUGCUUGACCAGCCGCGACGCAGGCGCUGCGCCAAGGAUGCUUGUUGUGGUUAUGGUUUAUCUUGUACAGUUACAAAAUAAGUUAAGUUACUUAGUUGGCGAGGUGUUCAAAAUGAACUGACCAAAGCUGUAUUGUUAAAAGAAUAGGAGUGUGUGUAUGUCUUUGUAAACACCUUGCCCGCUUAUCUUUUGCAGCUGACUGUAACUGAUUAUGACGAUUACAGCAAUUUUCCUUUCUUACCAUUAGUUAAAAUAUUGAAAUUAUAUCUAUGUGAUUACUUAUGUGCUAUACAAUUAUAGUUGUCAUUAUUGAUGUUAAUAUAUCGAUUUGUAUAAACAAUAUAUUGUCAUAAUUGUUUUGUUAAUAAAAUAAGUACUCAAUCAAA
Cydia fagiglandana is the source of this 3677-nucleotide messenger RNA. It is a transcript of the gene Got1, whose product is annotated as aspartate aminotransferase, cytoplasmic. Gene Ontology annotation, cellular component: cytosol. The transcript has 9 exons. Gene Ontology annotation, molecular function: L-aspartate:2-oxoglutarate transaminase activity; pyridoxal phosphate binding. NCBI's taxonomy places the organism in Eukaryota, Metazoa, Arthropoda, Insecta, Lepidoptera, Tortricidae. The coding region runs from base 114 to 1343 and encodes 409 amino acids. The record is from RefSeq and is a predicted model, not a curated record. Gene Ontology annotation, biological process: L-aspartate biosynthetic process.